Messenger RNA from Colossoma macropomum (tambaqui), 2300 nucleotides. It is a transcript of the gene slc5a7a, whose product is annotated as solute carrier family 5 member 7a. Gene Ontology annotation, biological process: choline transport; neuromuscular synaptic transmission; acetylcholine biosynthetic process. NCBI's taxonomy places the organism in Eukaryota, Metazoa, Chordata, Actinopteri, Characiformes, Serrasalmidae. The transcript is spliced from 9 exons. Gene Ontology annotation, cellular component: synapse; axon; perikaryon. Gene Ontology annotation, molecular function: choline:sodium symporter activity. The record is from RefSeq and is a predicted model, not a curated record. The coding region runs from base 203 to 1975 and encodes 590 amino acids.
GUGCAGGACUGCUGCUUUGCUGAGGUGAAAUAUUGCGCUCUUUGCGUUUGGACAGUUCAUUUGUCCUUUAAUCGGUGCCCGCUGUCCGUCUGGGAGGACUACAUAAAGCCUUGGCUCUGUUCAGCGAGGCUUCAUCUCCAUCCUCAGGUCUCAAUGACAUUCAGCUCUUUGGAGGAAGAACAGCCACUUUAGCAGAGAGAAGAUGGCCAUCCAUGUGGAGGGGGUGGCGGCGAUAGUCAUCUUCUACUUGCUGAUCCUGUUCGUGGGGAUAUGGGCCGCGUGGAAGAACAAGAACUCCGGGGUGGAGGAGGGAGCGGACCGAAGCGAGACCAUCAUGGUCGGAGGGAGAGAUAUUGGACUCUUCGUGGGAGCUUUUACCAUGACCGCGACCUGGGUCGGAGGCGGCUACAUCAACGGCACGGCUGAGUAUGUGUAUCUGCCGGGGUACGGCCUGGCCUGGGCGCAGGCUCCGUUCGGAUACGCCAUGAGUCUGGUGCUGGGUGGUCUGUUCUUCGCCAAACCCAUGCGCUCGCGAGGCUACGUCACCAUGCUCGACCCCUUCCAGCAGCUUUAUGGGAAGAGGAUGGGGGGCCUGCUCUUCAUCCCCGCGCUCAUGGGCGAGAUCUUCUGGUCGGCCGCCAUCUUGUCAGCCCUGGGGGCAACGUUGAGUGUGAUUGUGGACAUUGACAUCAACAUGUCUGUGAUCAUCUCGGCCCUCAUAGCCAUUUUCUACACGCUGGUGGGAGGAGUCUACUCAGUGGCCUACACAGACGUAGUUCAGCUCUUCUGCAUCUUCGUGGGACUGUGGAUCAGUGUCCCUUUUGCACUGUCAAACCCUGCCGUGUCUGACAUUGGAGUGACAGCGGUGAAAGAGCUCUACCAGGACCCGUGGCUGGGACAAAUCGAGAGCACAGAUAAAUGGAUGUGGGCUGAUAACUUUUGCCUUCUGAUGUUGGGGGGAAUACCCUGGCAGGUCUAUUUUCAACGGGUUCUUUCUGCCUCUUCAGCUACCUACGCCCAAGUUCUCUCCUUCUUGGCCGCAUUUGGCUGCAUUGUCAUGGCCGUACCCUCCGUCCUGAUCGGAGCCAUUGGGGCCUCCACAGACUGGAAUCAGACAAGCUAUGGGCCAAUCCCGCCCAUGAAGAAAGAUGAGUCAGAGAUGAUUCUUCCAAUCGUGUUGCAGUACCUGUGCCCGCCCUACGUCUCUUUUUUUGGACUGGGGGCGGUUUCUGCAGCAGUGAUGUCAUCUGCUGACUCAUCCAUCCUUUCGGCCAGUUCCAUGUUCGCUAGGAAUAUCUACCAGUUGGCCUUCCGCCAGUCGGCAUCAGACAGUGAGAUCGUGUGGGUCAUGAGGAUUACCAUCUUUGUGUUUGGGGCUCUGGCCACAGCCAUGGCCCUCCUCACGGGCACAGUAUACGGCCUUUGGUACCUGAGUUCGGACCUGGUCUACGUGAUCAUCUUCCCCCAGCUCCUCAGCGUCCUGUUCGUCCGAGGCACCAACACCUACGGCUCGGUGGCCGGCUACAUCUUUGGCCUGAUCCUGCGCAUCGGCGGCGGUGAGCCCUACCUCAAACUGCCCCCCUUCAUCUACUACCCUGGGUGGUACAUCAAAGAGUUGGUCCAUCACACCACUCAGGAGGUGGAGCACCUUGUGGUCCAGAAGUUCCCCUUCAAGACAGUGUCCAUGCUGGCUUCCUUCCUAGGCAAUGUGGCCUUCUCCUACCUGUUCAAGUACCUGUUCGAAAGUGGCACGCUUUCUGCCAAGUACGACUUCCUGGAUGCUGUGGUGGCCAAACACAGCGCUGAGAUCAUGGACAGGACCACCCUGGUGAACAGGAACAUCAUCGGGUUGAACGAGAUGGCUCCGGUCCGGCCGCGGCUCAGCGUCACGCUAGCGAGCACUUUCACCAGGAAGGAAACUUUGACUGAAGAGGAUGAAUCCAGUCCAGAGUCACCCAGUCAUGAAAACGAGUAAAGAUCACUGCCCUUUCAUUUCAGACUCAGUCCACUGUGGAGAACAAUGAGAAGGACAGUGCCUGAAUGAAUAUCACAUUUGUGUGAGGACAAAAGAAGGACAUGUUUAGUUUCCUUUCAGCAUACGUGUUGGAUUUUCCAUCGCUGCUACAGGACGAGCAUAAGACAUACAGUAAUUGGCUCUCCAUGCAGAACGGCAAAUGUGGAGAAAAAUGGUUAGCAUUUACAUCAAGGAGCCAAGCCUGCUGCAGGUUCUCCUCUUUGGAAUACCUACACUUUGGUAUGGUAUGUAUGAAACAAACUGCUCCUCUCUGCUCUGAUCCAGA